AUGGAAUACUCGAAUUUUAGUACGGCAAAUAUUAACAGGCCUAGAAUUAUGUUUAUGCGCCGGAGUAAAUUUAAACAUGUCUUCGGGAAACCGUGCAAGAAAGAAUGCUGUUACGAAGACAUCCGAAUAACGAAAAGUAGUUGGGAUGCCCGUUUUUGUGCUGUAAACCCCAAGUACCUUGCGAUUAUUACCGAAGCUGCGGGGGGCGGAUCAUUUCUUGUUUUACCUAUUGAAAAGGUGGGUCGGGUAGAACGUGAUGCUCCUCUCGUUGCUGGACAUACGGGAAGUGUAUUAGAUAUACAAUGGUGCCCACACAAUGAUGAUCUUAUUGCCAGUGGUUCAGAGGACUGUACUGUGAAAGUUUGGCAAAUCCCAGAAGGUGGAUUGUUACCCAAAACAAAUCUGACCACACCAGUGGCAGAUUUGGUAUGUCAUCAGCGCCGCGUUGGGUUGGUUGUAUGGCACCCAACAGCCGAACAUGUAUUAUUAUCUGCAGGUGCUGACAAUAAGGUAUAUAUAUGGAAUGUUUCUACAGAAGAGCCAUUGGUUGAAAUAAAAUUCCCAGAUAUUGUUUUAUCUGCUUGUUUCAAUUAUAAUGGUUCUCGUUUGGUUACAACUUGUAAAGAUCGGCGUACAAGAGUGGUUAACCCACGUACUGGAAAAGUCAUUGUUGAAGGUAUUUGUCAUCAAGGCACCAAACCACAAGAAGCUAUUUACAUUAAAGACGAUCGAAUUUUUACUACUGGUUUUUCACCAAUGAGCGAACGCCAAUAUGCAUUAUGGAAUAAAGACGACUUUAACGAACCUUUACACAUUCAAGAACUGGAUACAAGUAAUGGUGUAAUGUUUCCUUUCUAUGAUUCAGAUACCAAUUUGAUAUAUCUUUGUGGAAAAGGUGAUAGUACAAUCAGAUAUUUCGAGAUUACCGAUGAACAACCAUAUGUACAUUAUAUCAAUAUGCUUACUAGUUCGGAUCCACAACGAGGAAUGGGUUGGAUGCCAAAACGAGGAUUAGAUGUAAAUCAAAAUGAAAUUGCUAGAUUUUAUAAAUUACAUGCGAAAGGUUUAUGUGAAGUUAUCCCGUUCACUGUACCUCGGAAAUCAGAACUAUUUCAAGAUGAUCUUUAUCCAGAUACAAUUGGUGAUAUGCCUUCACUAACAGCUGAUGAAUGGAUGUCCGGUAAAGAUGCAGAUCCUAUUUUAAUAUCUCUAAAGGAGGGUUAUGUUCCAAAGUCGAAACCGAAAAAACGUAUUGGGAAGGUAAUCGCAUCCACUCCAGCAGCAGAUAAAGAAGAACAAGAUUCAAAUUUGACAGUUCCACAAAACAAAUUAACAUCGCAUCAAAAUCAACAACCUGGCUCUAAAUCACCAAAUCCUGAAAAUCCUUCCAAAACUGAUCACUUAGAUGCAAAUCGACAGCGAUUGACUAAGAGUACUCCACCUAACGAUAUUCCAUCUUCUGAACCAGUGAAUGGUAUUUCAACCGGUGCUUGUCAUGUAAAUCAUACUGGUAUUCAUCAUCUCAUGGAAGAUAUUCGCAAAAUGAAGAUAAUUAUUAAAGGUCAUGAAAGACGUAUACAAAAUCUAGAGGAACGUCUAGACUUGACCGAUAGUGGUGGUGAUUGUGUAUCUUCCAUGUCUGUUAGCUCAAUUAAAUAA
Messenger RNA from Schistosoma rodhaini, 1659 nucleotides. The record is from the annotation of a GenBank genome assembly. NCBI's taxonomy places the organism in Eukaryota, Metazoa, Platyhelminthes, Trematoda, Strigeidida, Schistosomatidae.